ACACUACAGUCAUCAUCGCAAUACAUGUUUAAUAGAAAAGCUGCGUCUAUAGCAGCAAGACCAGUUAGAGGAUAUUCAUGGACGACUGCAGCGUCGUUAGCUAAAGCUGCCGCUACUCACAAAGCCAGUUCACCGAUUUCUGUAGAUCCAUUCACUUUAGUGGGGAAGGAAUUGAAGGGUUUAACGGGCAGCAUUAAACUCAACUUAGGUAGUAACUUGAAGUCUCUUGACACGUUAUCAAAGUAUUAUUUCGAAGCCCAGGGUAAGCAUUUGCGGCCGACUAUUGUUUUAUUGAUGGCGCAAGCAACCGCUGGACUGAGCCCACACUAUAACGCGUCAAAGGAUCUCAAAAAUGUAUUAGUAAAUGAUCCUUUAGCACCACAAUCGAUUUUAAAUGACAAUAAUCCAUCAUUUCAUAAUGGAAUAUCACAUAUUGGUCAAGAUGGUAUUCUUGCAACUCAAAGAAGAUUGGCUGAGAUAGUUGAAAUGAUUCACGUCGCGAGUCUGCUACAUGACGAUGUCGUUGAUGAUGCAGAUACCCGCAGAGGUGCCCCAAGUGCGCCUGUCAAAUUCGGUAAUAAGCUUACAAUCUUUGCCGGUGAUUUCCUUCUAGGUAGAGCUAGUAUCAUGCUUGCAAGAUUACGUAGUCUUGAAGUAGCAGAAUUGAUCGGUGCAACAAUUGCCAACCUCGUUGAAGGUGAAGUUGCUCAAUUGAAUGAGACUUACGAAUCUAAAUCAACUAAUACGGAAACAAUUAUCGAUGAAGCAUUCGAAAGAUACCUUAGUAAAACUUACCUUAAGACUGCUAGUUUGAUUAGUUCCUCAUCUAGAGCUGCUGUCUGUUUAGGUGGUGUUGGUAUCAAUGAAAAUUGGCCAGAAGGCGAGUACCUCAAAGAUGCUGCUUAUGAAUACGGCAGAAAUCUUGGAAUGGCUUUUCAACUCGUCGACGACUUACUAGAUUACACUUCAUCUGUUGACCUCGGUAAGCCAGGUGAAGGUGCGGAUAUGCAACUUGGGUUGGCUACAGCGCCUGCCUUAUUUGCAUGGAGAGAAUUUGAAGAAAUCGGUCCGCUUAUAAAACGGAAAUUCAAGCAUCCAGGUGAUGUACAAGUUGCUAAAGAAAUAGUUGCAAAUUCACAAGGUAUGCCAAAAACAGCCGAAUUGGCGGCAAGCUAUAUAGAUAAAGCCAAAAUUGCAUUACACAAAUUACCUGAAAGUGAAGCAAGGGACGGAUUAGAAGCACUUUGUUUGAAAGUACUGGAUAGAGUAAAGUAAUUUGCAUUGUUUCAUAAAUUUAAUACAAGAAAAUACUUUGAAAUCAUUACUUCAUGAUGAUCGUAACCACUGUCAUUUAGAGUUGAUAGAUCGAGGCCCAUUGAUUCUUUUCUUUUGGUGGGAUGAGUAAUUCAUCGAGUACUUGGACGGCAGCGUUGCGUGCUAUGCCGUCGUGCCAUGAGACACUCUUGCCUUGAACCUUUACGUCAAAGGAAUAUGGCCCAUAUGGAACGGUUUGAGAUUUAAUAAGCUCGUAUUCAAUUGGGUCUGCAUCCUUGAGUAGAGUCUUCGCUUUGACCUUUUUAUGGAAGAGAUCAUCAUUCUCAUUCGACUUGGCUUGCUUAUUUGAUUGAAAAUCAAUAAAGAUUGAGUUUUCUGGUACGAUGUGAUAUUCCAACAAACGUUUAAGAUGUUCUGUGCCGAGUGGGGAGAACAAAAAGCCUAAAACCUUUGGUGGGAGCUUCUCAAAUGCACUAUUGAGUGGUGCAUUAAUAGUAAGAUGACCGUUUCCUCUUUUACCAUCAAGAGAGAGAUCAAGGAGAGGAGCCAAACCGACUUUCUGGAGUGCUGAGGUGAAAAUUGAAAAUUCUCUUGCGAAAAUGAACAAAGCAUUGAUAGCAGAAGGCGGCGGAAUCAAGACAUGGUCAAGAGCAUGUAUAACUGCAUUUGAUGAUUUAAUAUCUUGUGUACUGAUCUUAGCGAAAUGGUUAAUAACCGUUGCUGGAGGGACGAAUUGUUGCUCGAUACGCAAACGCUGACCGGCACCAUUUAAUGUAUUUGGUUCAGUGAGAAUAGUCUCAACGGUACUAAAGUCGUGCAACGUCUUGACGUCUAACUUCUGGUCAACCGUGUGAUACAUGACGACAGCUUCGACAAAGCGAGAGAAAUGUUUCUUGCGCUCUUCGUCAUCAAAAGUGUGACUUUUACGAGCUUCAGCAUAGAGCUUGCCGAGGUAAUUUGGAAUAUCUGUCUCAUCGUGAGAUGCGCAACCUUUGUCUUUUUCUUUGUGAUCAGGAAUUGCGUCAUUUGUUGGAACAAAAAGAGUGUAAUCUUUCUCGUUCUUGAUAUGAUCUACAGCAGAUGGGGAGAACUUCUCCAAAAUAGUAGUGAACUGUGAUGUGUUUUGUUAAUCAUUACAUAGAGUGGCAAUAAAGUAUCACACACUUUGCUGAACUUUUUUGGGUCAUUUUUGAGGACGUCCCAUGCAUUCUCUGAUACUUCAAGAGGUGUAGCUUUAUCAAUUGACUCGCUACUUUCGCCAUAGAUGUAGUGGCUAAGCCAGCCUCGAGAAGUAUCUACAAUUUGACGCUGAAGACCGGCCUCUUCAGAGAAGGAGAUUGGUACAUGCAGAGCGCUUGCAAAAGUUAGCCCUGAUAUUACUAACGCAAAAUUGAACUUCA
Molecule: messenger RNA, 2675 nt
Organism: Wallemia mellicola CBS 633.66
Lineage: Eukaryota; Fungi; Basidiomycota; Wallemiomycetes; Wallemiales; Wallemiaceae
Product: terpenoid synthase
Exons: 3
Coding region: 25-1275 (416 amino acids)
Biological process (GO): ubiquinone biosynthetic process; isoprenoid biosynthetic process
Cellular component (GO): transferase complex
Molecular function (GO): prenyltransferase activity
Source: RefSeq, a predicted model, not a curated record